AGGAAUGUUUAGAUUAUUAUUUUGACUUGUUGAUUAUAAAUUCUAAAAUAAAAAAGGAUAUACAAAAUAAUAAGGAUAUAUAAAUAAAAUGGCCGACACUACGAGCUAUAGCCAGCUUCCACAGGCCGACAACAGCGACGAAGACUGGAAUGAUGACGUUAACCAGGACGUCGCAGCACGAGGAGCCCUCACCGCACCGGAAGUAGUCAUCAGUGACACGGAUGUUCUCUUACAUAUGAAACAAAGGCCGCAUAACGGCACAGCUUUGGAAUUCUCACCCUCAAGAAACAGGAAAUAUGAUAAUUCAUUUUGUUCGCCGAAAAGAGCGGCAAUAUGUAUUGUGUUUGGGUUACUUUUGUUUGGACUUGGAUACGUAUUUGGUUAUGUGACGCCGUCGGUAAAAGAAUAUGUGUUUGGUGAUUCUGGUGGCGGGGUGGCGGCGCUUAAAAAGCGGUCAGGCGACUGGAGAACAAAGAUGGCAGACUGGCGUACGGAGUCCUGCAUACGCCUGGUCGACGUCGACCAAGACGGCGUUCUUGACGUCAUCAUUGGGCUCGCGCUGGGGAAAGAUGUUACCAACAUUCACACAGAGGCGGACAUGGCACAGUUCUGCAAAGAUAACGGUCUAACGUUUCCGUGCGCGGGCGCCGUGGUGGCGUUACGCGGCCGUGAUGGGAAGUUGCUGUGGAAAGCUGAUUCGUACGCGGAGGUGUUAGAGCUCGUAUGUCACGGAAUUGACGUCAACCAGGACGGCGUGGAUGACUGUAUCGCCACCGGCCGGCUCGCCGAGAUGAGGGCCAUUAACCCGCUCAACGGGGAGACGCUUUGGGAGGCGGACACAAAAUAUCUGAACCGUGGUUGGAACAUCUACGCCCCGGCCGCCAUACCGGAUGUUGAUGAGGACGGGGUGGCAGACAUCAUCAUCGCGCACGGCGGCGAUUCAUAUGUGCCCGCGCAGGUCCAUUCCCGGCAAUCUGGUCACAUUAUUAUGGUUUCGGGACGGACGGGUCAGGCAAUCGGCUCCUAUAUGAAGACACCGGAAGAGCGAGAGACACACAUGUCGCCGGUCGUGCACACACGCCGAGACGGCUCCCAAUAUAUCCUCAUAGGCACGGGUGGGGAAGCUAUCGGAGGAAAGCUGAUGGCGAUGUCCAUCCCGGACUUUUACCGCUACGUUAAAGGGCUGCCUAAGGACCACUCUGUACCGGGGACCAGGGGUAAAUAUCCGCAAUGGGGAUCCAAGGAACCAUUCGAGAAUGGCACCAUUGACAUCAUCAAUACUGGUGGAAAAGGCGUCAUGGUGCCACCGGUGCUCGUGGACGUCAACCAGGAUGGCGUCCGUGACAUACUCGUGAACGCAUUCAAUGGCGUCCUGGCGCUCUAUGACGGCGAGACUCUUGAUCUCAUGUGGAAGAUAGAGUUUGAGGACCGUGAGUCGUACAGUGUACCGGCCCCGGGUUACUUUAACGACGAUGACGUGCUGGACUUCAUGGUCCACUGGAGUCGGGGUGCCUGGCCGUCCUAUAACACCACAGACACGUUGGUCAUCGAUGGGCGAGACGGCAGCGUUCUGUGGAAUUUCACGUCCAACAAGUAUGACGUGUCUUCAGACCUCGUGGCACACACGAGUGCUAUCAACCGUGACGUGUUUAUUUUUAAAGCCCAAGGUCGAGAGGGUACCGAUCCUAAAAACAUUGGAGCCAUUAACAGGGCCACUGGCAGCCAAAGAAUUUUAAAAAGACGUUUCACGGACACAGCAAGUUGGGAGUUCGAAGAGACGGAAAUUAAUGAAGAGAACGAGGCAUUAGAAGGCGUCCUGCUCCCACAGAGCCACUUCCGGAACAAUCGAGCCGUCAUUGACAAGAACUACAUCGAGUGCAAGUCUGACCAGUCGGUUUUUCUUGCCGAACUGUUUGCCAUGGAUAUAACCAACAUGCGGUCUCCGCUCAAACUCUGGGAACAAGGCUCGGAAAAAUAUUUUUACAAGUUAGACGAAUCAGAUCGGGAAGCAGUACAAGCAAAUAUUGCCAAAUAUGGCAGUGAUCACGUGAUAGCAGAAAACGCAUUUCCCUGGUCACAUGGUAGACGCGAGGUGGAGCUGGACGAGGACAGCAAAGAUGCGUUAUGUAUCCUCGUGCAGCCAGACGAAAGAACAACAGGUGCAAUUGGUGACGUAGAUGGUGACGGAAAACUUGACGUCAUCGUUAAUCUCGUGUCAGUUGGCGUUCUCCGUGACGAACACGCAAGGUACGUGAAGAAGAAGUUUGUUGUAGAUAUUUUCAAGAUGAGCUUGGACGAUGCAUUAGCAAAGGAGCUGUACACGCCAUUAAACGUCACCAUUCAUGACAAGAUGAGUCUGAUGGGCAACCACAACAACAUGGAGCCACUCCGCUUUAUGCAAAUCGAACGUCAGGGUUGGGGCGGAUAUAUGGGAUCAUGGGGCGAUAGCACAUACAGGGACUGAACAUGGAAACCUCGCCCUGGUUAUAUUUACCCUCUCAGUGCAUACUUAUAAUACAUCGCCCUGAGUACAUCACAUGCCGAUCGUUUAUUGUUUUGUUAUUCCUGUUUUAAUUCUCAAUACAAUUUUGAGCCCUAUUAA
Molecule: messenger RNA, 2602 nt
Organism: Mya arenaria
Lineage: Eukaryota; Metazoa; Mollusca; Bivalvia; Myida; Myidae
Product: protein FAM234B-like
Exons: 15
Coding region: 89-2464 (791 amino acids)
Molecular function (GO): protein binding
Source: RefSeq, a predicted model, not a curated record